CGAGACGGCGGAUGGAGCCCAACAGGCGCGCCGAUCGAACGACUCCAGGAUCACCGAGUGGUCAUGCGACGCGGACGAGAUUGAUUUGGGAGCAUUGUUAGCCUAGUGAGGAAAAAAGCCACAGACGGCAUGGAUGGGCAGCGGAAGAGAGGGCGGAAGAGAGAGCUAAGGCGGGCUGUGUUUAAUACAAGCUUGAGGCUGCUUCCCUCGCGGCCGGCAACACCUUGAGUCUCCCAGUUGUCGUCCAAGCGUGGAGCAGAGGGAGUGACACCGUCCCGCCUCGUUAGUGGAUGCGGAGGUAGAGGCGUCCUCGGCCGAGGUGGUUUGAGGAGGGAACAAAUGCCACACAAAACGAGCAGGAAUGGAGCCAGAGUGGAGGAAGCCAGGGUAACGUCGAGCCGCCCUGGUCGCCCUGGUCGCCAUGCUGGCUCGGAGACCGGUAGUUGCAAAAGUGCAGCAAAUCCAGGCGUAGGAAGGGAAUCAAGGAUGCGACGAGCAGGCGGUUCAGCCGCAGCGCAUAUCGGGAUAUCGGGGCUUUCGCUACAGCCACUCACGUUCUGGUUCGAGGUAUUUGCGGGGAGGCUCGUGCGUGCCCCCCAGUGGACCGCGAGACGGGGUGAAAGUGGAGGGGACCGGCCGAGACCACCCACUGAGACCACCACCUCGUUCCCUUCAAGUUGUGCACUUUUCUGUCUGGGUCGGUCGGUCGUCUUCGUCUUGAUAUUUGUUUCUGUGUGUCGUUCACGUCGUCGGAUUCAUCGGAUUUACGAGUUGGGCUUGCACACAUGCCGUGCAACAUUGAGCGAGCUUGAGCAGUUCGGCCCACACCACCGCAGCAACCGUCGGAGAUGAAUUGUCUCGUGUUUGUUUUCCCCUGCAAAUCAAUCUCAAACCGCUUCAAGUCCCACCCGACAACCUUCUACGGUAUGCGCAAACCU
This is a messenger RNA of Ilyonectria robusta, 938 nucleotides long. RefSeq lists its product as uncharacterized. The coding region runs from base 340 to 852 and encodes 170 amino acids. NCBI's taxonomy places the organism in Eukaryota, Fungi, Ascomycota, Sordariomycetes, Hypocreales, Nectriaceae. The record is from RefSeq and is a predicted model, not a curated record. The transcript has a single exon.